AAAUCCCAGGCUUCUUUGAAUUAAUUGAAGCUUUCUUGUUUUCUGAUUCUCAAUGAUGCCACCUUAAAAAACGGUAUAUAAGCCGCCUGAAAAAUAACUACCAAACCACAGAUUUUUUUUGUUGAUACCUAGAAUGGCAAAUAUCACCGACUUCGAGUUAUUCUUCAACGAAACCACUACGGCCAAGCCACCUAAGGAGAUCGUGAAGUACGUGGAAAUUCCGAGCUGGUUCGACGAAGUAUUUCUGAAGUUUAAUUAUGUUAUUGCUAUUCUUCAGUUUUUCGCCGUCGCAAUUAAUCUGAUACAUUUAAGUGUUCUCACGAGAAAGGAGCUCCGCGCAAUUUCCAUCUACCGUAUCAUGAUAGUAAUAUGCAUUUUGGACAUUAUCUCGGAAAUCUUAUCCUUCAUCUCAUUUUCACCAUUUUGGAUUCGAGAAACUCUUGAAGGUCAGGAGUGUUAUGUGACCGUCACGUACCGGGAUGCACUGAUUGAUCAGUACGGCGUUCCGGUUCUUGACAUGACUCAGCGUGGCUCCUCUUGGUUGAACUUGUUCAUGGCGCUGCUAAGAGUUCUGGCAAUUACUUACCCGAUGAGCUCAGCGAUUGAGAAGCCAGUUAUAGUGCCAGUUUUUGUUCUAAUCUCUCUUAUAUUCAAUGGCAUCUGCUCAAUAUGUGUUACGUGGAAUUUUGAAGUCACACAACAGUACAUGGAUUUUAGUUGUGAUGGAACCCAAAACCUUCUGCCUGCAAAUGCGUCCCGUUACAUAAGGACGGUUCCAGUUGGCAAGAAAGAGCUUCACUCGACACUUGUCUUUAUUUAUGGAAUCAUCAAAGCACUCCCUUCGUUGGUCGAACCAAUACUUGCGGUAAUACUCAUAAUGGAGCUGAAGAGAGCUUCACAGCGCAGGAAAACAAUGCUGAAGUCUGAUGGAAAAGGGGAGAACACUACGAAGCUCAUACUUUUCAUGACGAUUUCAUCUUUUCUGCUGGAAGUCCCGAAUGGUUUUUCACAUUUUGCCUUUGGAUUUUUCACUACUAGCCCACUUAUAAAAACAGCUUCAUAUCUGAUUAUGGUGUUUGCCGAAAUUUUCCCGGUUACCAAUUCAUCCACUCAUCUUUUUGUCUGCUUUUUCAUGUCAACUCUUUAUCGAGAAACCGCUAUUUCUAUGAUGGGCAUUUCCAAGCAGAAGAUCACAAAAGUGGAAGAGGUCCGGCAGACUUCGGUAGCCAGAUCGACGAUGACCAAAACUGCAUGA
Caenorhabditis elegans is the source of this 1255-nucleotide messenger RNA. RefSeq names its product G-protein coupled receptors family 1 profile domain-containing protein (gene srw-2). Gene Ontology annotation, biological process: G protein-coupled receptor signaling pathway; signal transduction. The transcript has 4 exons. The record is from RefSeq and is marked reviewed. Gene Ontology annotation, molecular function: G protein-coupled receptor activity; G protein-coupled peptide receptor activity. Gene Ontology annotation, cellular component: membrane. Bases 134 to 1255 code for a protein of 373 amino acids. NCBI's taxonomy places the organism in Eukaryota, Metazoa, Nematoda, Chromadorea, Rhabditida, Rhabditidae.